Messenger RNA from Penicillium olsonii, 1161 nucleotides. The record is from the annotation of a GenBank genome assembly. Lineage: Eukaryota; Fungi; Ascomycota; Eurotiomycetes; Eurotiales; Aspergillaceae.
AUGGCCCACUUGACCGACGACGUCCCUCGCCGCUGCUCUCUCCCUUCCUUCAAAUCAACGGCAAGCAUGACACCCUCGGAGGUGGGCGAGGAGCGUCGACUCCCCCCUCUGCCUCAGAUUUUGCCUUUGCCUGCUCGUGGACCUUUCAACCCAUUCAACGCCAAAGAUGCCCUCGUUCCUACCACCCCGGGGCCUCAGGACAGUUUCCAAUACAAGUCACCCUGGCCAGCCGCCGAGCACAUCGUCGCUCCUCCCUCCCCGGCCAACUCGGCCGAGAGCUCCUGGCAAGAGUCCUUCGCCAUGCAGAAGGCGAGCGCAGGAGACUGGCCCACCGACCUCUCACAGAGCGAGAUCAUGGCCCUUGUGGCCCCGCAGAACCUCAACCGCAAAGCCCCACUCCAGCAGCUCUGCGGGCGUAAGCGCAAGGGCAGCUCCCAAUCUAUUGAAGAUGAUCAGCGUGAGAAGCACCGCAUUGCCGAGGGCAAUCGCCGCAGCAACCUCAGCGAGCUGCACCGCCAACUGGACAGCCGCAUCCACGACUUCUUCCUCGAGCGUGCCGGCUGGAAUCCCUCCAAGAGCCUUACUCAAUCCAAGGAACACAUUGUGCAAGGAGCCAUCUACCUGGUGGACUUCAUGCUGGCGAUCAUCGUCCACCUCAUCCGCCAGGAGCAGGUCACACCGCAGCUCUCUGAGAAGCUGCAGCCCCAGGUCCGCUGCAUGCAGCUCCAGCAACUAGUCAGCUCCCUACAGCAACAGAACCAGACGGCCCAGCAGCAGCUGAAGGUCACCAAGGUCGAGAACGAGAUGCUGCUGGACCGCAACCGUGCCCUCGAGUUCCAGCUCAAGUCAUACGAGCAGAUGUUCCGCUCCCCAAAGGCCGAGAGCACCAGCCCGGGUCCCCUGCUCGAUUUCCCCGAGCACAAGCGCCAGAAGAAGAAUGGCCUCCCCGGUCUGCGGGUCUUCUGCGAUGAGAUCGCGAUGGCUUCUGAGCCGGCCGCUUACGAUGCGCUCCCCAGCUCGACUUCGCAGUCCUUCGGCUCCUCCUACCUCACUGCCACGCCCCCUAUGACUGGCCCUCCCUCCCCUGCUUUCCCGCCUUCGCACGCCUCCUACACAUACGCCUCUGCGCCUCGUCGACACUCCCUCAUCGCGUCCCCGUAG